Frankliniella occidentalis (western flower thrips) is the source of this 2620-nucleotide messenger RNA. RefSeq names its product phosphatidylinositol 4-kinase type 2-alpha (gene Pi4KIIalpha). NCBI's taxonomy places the organism in Eukaryota, Metazoa, Arthropoda, Insecta, Thysanoptera, Thripidae. The record is from RefSeq and is a predicted model, not a curated record. Gene Ontology annotation, molecular function: 1-phosphatidylinositol 4-kinase activity. Gene Ontology annotation, cellular component: lysosomal membrane; trans-Golgi network; plasma membrane. Gene Ontology annotation, biological process: Golgi organization; phosphatidylinositol phosphate biosynthetic process; endosome organization. The transcript is spliced from 8 exons. Bases 236 to 1633 code for a protein of 465 amino acids.
AUUCUCCGCAGUGUCGACUCGCUUGUGAUGGCUGUCACACAGAACAGCUGUACCCCCUGCCCUGCUUUGCCUGGGUCCGUCCGUGCCUCUGUGUCUGUGAUGGUGUUGUGACUUGUGAUUCAUGCAGCUUCUCGCUCUCGCGCUCGGCUCUUACCUCCUCGCCGAGCCUCUGACCCCCGCCGGCUGGAUGCUCCCCCCGCUCCGUUCUGCUCGCGUUGGUUGGCGUUGCUUCUAAAUGAGCGGCGACGAGUCCUUAGUGGACACCUCCUACCCGACCGACAGGAUCAACAGUUCGUCUGCUCCGCUGUCACUCGACAGCCUAGACGAUCACGCCUUCCAGGACGGCGUCACUUUCGCCCCAGGCUCCAGUUUACUUGGAACAAUUGAUUCGCCAUUGAUAAACCGUGAGAGCCAGCCCCUCCUAGGUCGUAUGGACCUGGAGGGCUCGCUCAACAAUUUUCCAGAUGACCCAAAAUUUGCGGAACUGGUUCGACAAGCAGAAAUGGCAAUUGAUAAUGGUAUCUACCCAGAAAGAAUCUAUCAAGGUUCCAGUGGAUCAUAUUUUGUCAAGAACUCAGCAGGGCAAGUCAUUGGAGUUUUCAAGCCUAAAGAUGAAGAACCUUAUGGAAGACUUAAUCCUAAAUGGACAAAAUGGAUGCAUAAGCUGUGUUGCCCCUGUUGCUUUGGAAGGUCAUGUCUAAUACCAAAUCAAGGCUAUUUGUCUGAGUCAGGGGCCAGUCUGGUUGACCAAAAGUUGGGUCUUAAUGUUGUUCCUAAAACGAAGGUUGUAAAACUAGUUAGUGAAACUUUCAAUUAUCGUGGCAUUGCAAGGCAAAAAACAAAAGUGAAACAAGUUGUCAUGGACCGUGCACCAUGGAUAGGAAGACGUUUCAACAGAAUAGGUCUACCUCCUAAGAUUGGAUCUUUACAAAUGUUUGUGGAAGGUUUCAAGGAUGCUGAUUACUGGUUACGGCGUUUUGAGACUGAACCUCUGUCUCCCAAGCUUCAAGCUGAAUUUCAAAAUCACUUUGAACGUCUCGUGGUUCUUGAUUACAUUAUACGUAAUACAGACAGAGGUAAUGAUAAUUGGUUGGUAAAAUAUGACCAGCCCAGUGUCAAUUCACGUGCAAGUUCAAGAGGAGGCGGAGAGCUCGAAGAUGCAACGGAAUGGAAUGUUGUCCAGCUUCCUCAGAUAUCCAUUGCUGCCAUUGACAAUGGAUUAGCCUUCCCUUUCAAACAUCCAGACUCUUGGCGAGCAUACCCAUACCAUUGGGCAUGGUUACCCCAGGCCAAAGUUCCUUUUAGUCAAGCAAUCGGGGACCAGCUUCUUCCACUUAUUGGGGACAUGAAUUAUGUGCAGGACUUAUGUGAUGACCUGUAUCUUCUGUUCAAACAAGACAAAGGCUUUGAUCGACAUAUGUUUGAGAGGCAAAUGAGUGUGAUGCGAGGGCAGAUUCUAAAUCUGAAACAAGCCCUCACUGAUAGAAAAAGCCCAGUGCAGCUAGUGCAAAUGCCAUCUGUUAUUGUAGAGAGACAAAAAGGUCAUGUUGGAACAACAUCCCGGUUCAGGUCAUUCAGUGACACAUUUACCCAACGCGUCCACAUGAAGAGCCCUUUCUUCUCCUGGUGUUGAGUGCAUGAUGACCAAUCUGUCUUGAGACUGCAAUUUUGCUCAUAGUUUCUAAGAAGGACCAUCUAUCUCAGAUGGACUGUGAAUGACUACUGUACUUGAUGUGGAAUGCCCUGUUGUUGUUUUAAAAUGAAGCCAAGUGGUUCAUUUUGUUUUGUAAGGAUUGUGAGUUAAAGUUGUUUCGUUUUUUAUAAACUUUUUGAAAUGUAUUCUUCAUUACUCUAUGAUUUUAACUGAUUUAAAAUGCGUACCAUUGAGUUUUAAUUGCUUUUAACUGUUACAACAGUAUAUUAUACCAUUUGUUUACGUACAUGAUGUACGUUUUUGCUGCCUAUCUACCUAUCUGUAGUUUGAAUUUUUUUCUUCAUUUUUCAUGGGAAUCAAAUAACUUACGUUGCAGGCAUUUGAUUUGUUUCAACUUUAGAUUCAACCAUAUCACUCAUAGGUAGUCAAUGAAUUUUUUCUAUGUUGUGCUGUGAAAGAUACUGAUGUGCUGAUUAAUCUACAAGGAAUUAAUGGAGCUACAUGUUGACAUCUAAUAUUAUUUUCUUUGGCUGAUUGGGAAAAACAUUCCAGUCUUUCUUUUUUUAAUUUGGCACUCUUGUGAAUAGUGCACUUUAAGUUCAUUAUUAAUUCUGGAAUGUCCCAAUGAGAGGUUGUCAUUCCUUUUAGGGCUCUGUUAGCCAAAUUAAUUUUUACCAAAAGUGAUAACAUGAUAAAUGUAAAUGAAUCUAAUAUGUAGUUAAUCAGCCAGGAUUAUAUUUUGAAAAAUAUCCUCAAUCAAGUUUUAUGUGCAAAGUGAAAACCACUCAUAGAGUCAGUUUUUUUCUUACUGCUAUCUGCUAUUUAGAUUUUAGCCUUUCAAAAAAGAAUUUACUUCUGGCUGGUUACACUGUACUUUUAAAUUAAAAAUUGUAUUUAAAAUGUGAUGCAACUCCUUUGUGAUAUAACUUCAAGUCAAACAUUUAAAAUACACUAUCUAAAACUUCA